GUACAUUUAUUCACAGUCGAAGUGAUCAACAAAACUUGAAACCGAGUUAUAGAGAAUUCAGAAGAAAGAAGAAAGUAAAAAAGUUAUGGCAGAAGCUGUUGUUUCCUGUGUGAUUGAAAGACUUGGAGACUUGCUAAUCAAUGAAGCCAAAUUCUUGUUGGGAGUCAAAGGCCAAAUCGAGAAUGCACAGAGCAAGCUGCAAUGUAUGAACGCUUUCUUACAAGACGCAGAUGCUUUUGUAAGAAAUGGUGAUCAGAGAGUACGUCUUUUGGUUGUCAAAGUCAGAGAUACUUCUUAUGACUUGGAGGAUGUUAUUGAAACUUAUGUCUUCAAAGUGGCUCUGAAGAAGAACGAAGGUGUGGUGAGUAAACUGAAAAGAUAUGUUUGCAUCUCCAAGAAAGGAAUUGAUGUCCAUGGAGUUGGAUCAAAGAUAGAGGAGAUCUCAUCUAACAUUGAUACUUGGACUUCAGAAUUACAAAAGUAUGGAGUACAUGAGUCAAUGGUUAUGGCAGCUGGAACAUCUUCAAACCAAGUUCGUGAGCAAAGACGACAGGCUUAUUCUCAUGUUGUGGAGAAUGAUGUUGUUGGAUUUGAGAAAGACAUCAAAGAAUUGGUAGCCCAUUUGACUGGGAAAGAGAAUCCUCAAAAUCCUAGGGUGAUCUCUGUAUGUGGGAUGGGUGGCUUGGGGAAGACUACCCUAGCAAGAAAGGUUUAUCAUCAUCCUCAAGUCAGGAGUCACUUCGAUUGUUUUGCUUGGGCCUCGAUAUCUCAACAGUGUAAUAGACGCAACGUCUGGGAAGAAAUCUUAUUUGCUUUCACUUCUCCCACCAAGGAAAGAAGAGAAGAAAUCAAAAUUCUCAGUGAUGGUGAAUUAGCGGAAGAGCUCUACAACUUUCAGAAAGAGAAGAAAUGUUUGGUGCUCCUCGACGAUAUAUGGUCCACUGACACAUGGGAUCUUCUAAAAGAUGCAUUCCCUCGAGGUGACAUUGAUAGCAAGAUUUUACUCACUACUCGAAUGAUGAAUAUAGGUCCUUAUGCGGAUCAACAUUGCUACAUCCAUAAACCUACGUGUCUCGAUGAGAAUCAAAGCUGGGAGCUGUUUCAGAACAAAUCUUCAUAUUUUGGAAAGGAUCAAACAAACAUAAAAGAUGCGGAAAGAAUGGAAGCAAUAGGGCGAGAGAUGCUUAAAGAAUGCUCUGGUUUGCCAUUAGCUAUCAUUGUGCUCGGAGGGCUUCUUUCUACGAAACACUCAGUUGAUGAAUGGGAGGAGAUGAAAAGAAAUGUGGUGAGAUACAUAAGUAAAGGCAGAGAGCAUGGUGACUCGGAAUGCCAUGGUGUUUCAUGGGUGUUAGGUUUGAGUUACGAUGAGUUGCCAUUUUACUUGAAGCCUUGUUUUCUAUACUUGGCUCGUUAUCCUGAAGACGCCAUCAUACAAGUAAAAGAAUUAUGUCUUAUGCUCAUGGCAGAAGGUUUUAUAUCGCCAAAAAGACAUUCAGCGGAAACUAUCGAAGAUGUAGCAUAUGAUUACUUAAGUGAGUUGGUGGAGAGGAGCAUGGUUCAAGUAGAAAAUUGGGGUUUAAGAGGAAAAAUGAAAACAUUUCGCAUUCAUGAUCUUAUGCGAGACUUGUGUGUGUCUAAAGCUCAAGAUGAGAAUUUUCUACAUCUUGUUGAAUUGAGGAAUCAGUUGGAAGAGCCACCAAAACCUGUAUCUACCGUAGCAAGGAGAGUUUCCAUUUAUUUUCAUGGUUUUUCUCAUGAUAAUUUUUUUAGUUUUGUUGAUAGCAAAAAUGGCUCUGUUAGGUGCCUUACUGUAGAUGGGGGAGGUACCACACAACAAGUAUUGAGACGUGGGUUUAAUAGGAUUUUAAUGCUUAGAGUUUUAAAUCUAAGUUUCCUGAUCAAUAAUGAUUUGAAGUUGCCUGAAGAAAUUGGAAAGCUUAUUCACCUAAGGUUGUUGAGUAUUAGUACCGAGGUGGAAAAGAUCCCAUCUUCUAUUGGUAAUUUGAGAUACCUGCAGACUUUAAAGUUAAGACUGGAGAGCGAUGAAAGAGUACCAGAUGUAAUCUGGAAGUUAGAACAACUUAGACAUUUACACUUGUCCAUGGGGUUUGGUCAACCGGCGUUCAAGUUGAGGUUACCUAACAUUAGAAAUUUACAAACAUUGAAAGGUUUUUCAACUGAGUGCUUUCAUUGGAAUGAUUUUCUACAGUUGAGGAAUCUCAAGAAAUUAAGGAUUUCUCUGGGUGAAAAUUUGGAGAAUAUUUACCACAAUCCCCCAACCGUCACAUUUGAUUGUCUUCAGCAUUUACAAGUGUCUAAGGAUAUAAGGACUGCUAUAGAUAUUGUUCCUGUGAUAUUAAGUUACCCUCAAAUUUAUAAGCUUAAAGUAGAGGGGACAAUAGUAAAAUUACCAGAAUACAACCAAUUCUCCCCAAACCUUAUCAAGUUACAGUUGGAAAAUACUCUUCUUAAGGAUGAUCCAAUGCCAACCCUAGAAAAGCUAUCGAGUUUAAGAGUCCUUUUCUUACAUGCUAGCUAUGAGGGGAAUGAGAUGGUGUGCUCAAAAGGAGGUUUCCCUCAAUUGGAAUCUCUUUUCAUGGAAUUUCUAGGAAACUUAGAAGAGUGGAAGGUGGAGGAAGGGGCCUUGUCUAGUCUUCACUUUUUGAGGAUUGUUAGCUGCUGGAAAUUGAGGAGAGUUCCUGAUGGAUUAAGAUACAUUACUACGCUUAAGGAAAUGAAGAUUAAAGAUAUGCCUAGGGAAUUCAAAGAAAGGGUGGAGGAAGGAGGAGAGGAUUUUGACAGAGUAGAGCACGUGCCAUCUCGUGUAUUUCUCUACUGUGAUUAAGAAUGAUAUGAGCUGGAGCGAGAAGACGAUGAGCUGUUUGUUUGGAGUAGUUCCGGAGAGCAGGGGAAUGCCUGCUGCUCACUCCUUUAAUUUCAAUCCACUCCACUCCGCUUCACUGUGGCACAACUGCUAUGGCAUUGCCUCCUCUAUACACUGUCGAAAAUUGUUGACUCAUUAGGACUGUAAGAUUCCUGUAAAAAAAACUGGGUGGACUUGCUGGAUUUCUUCCUUGUUGGAGGUGAAAUAUAUUGGCAAUCUUUCAGCAGAGACAGUAACUACUUUAAAUUUUAGUUAUGUGUGUUCUAUGAGCCCUAUAUAUCAUAGUAUUUUGAACCAUAUGUAGCACACUUUUCUACUAUCUUGUUUAAGUAUAUACAUGAACUGUUGCUAUUCAUGAGAGAUGAACAACAUUACAUUGUUACUGCUCUUCUGUGUCUUAGAUUUACAUGUCUGCGGAAUGGUACGAGCCAGGUUGCUGUCUGGAGUGACCUCUUCAUGGAAGUGUGGCUAUUGUCGAAGCUCUUGUACGACGAUUGCACAAGUUUGGUGGACAACUUUCUCUAGGCACAAACAAGGACUUUCGAAUUCAUCAUAUAGUCUGAAAUGAUUGGGAAAAAGGAGUUGAUGCUGAUCAAAAUGUAGUUCUAAUAUCUGUACCAAGUGUACAUAGUCCUGGUCUUGUGCCACCACAGAAACAUGUAUUGCAUGCUUAUCUGCCAGGGACUGAACCUUAUGAACUAUGGAAAGGACUUGAUCAUCUAAUAUCUGAAAGAUCAGAGGUUAUGUUGAGAGCAGUGGAAGGUGCAAUUGGUCCCGGGUUCAUCAGGGACAAGUGUGAAGUGAAGUGAAUUUUGUUGGAUCCCCAUUGACACACGAACAAUUUCUUAGGAGUAACAGAGGAAGAUAUGGGCUAGCCAUAGAAGCUGAAACUGGCAGCUUUCCCUGACAUAGGAGUCCCUGCAGUGGCUGCCAGAGGAGCCACAACACUCGCAACUCCUUUUAUAUGCUUUCUUCAUUACCUAAUUACAAAGGCCAAUGGGACUGGCAAUUAUACAAAUCAAUAACAGUGAUAAAAAAACUUGAACCGUACAACUACAAGGCUUAUAACAGAAAUAACAGCCUAACUAGACACAGACAAAAUCAAUAGAGUGAGAAAAGAGAACUAUCUGAGACUAAACUGAAAGAAGUCUCAACAACAGAGCCCAUCUUGGUGCUCUAUGACCAAUAUGAAAUGUCAUCUCAUCUCCCUCUUUCAGGACCUUGAGAACCAUGCUACUCCAAAUGAUGUUCGAAAAUGGCACCUGUAAUUCCCAAUUGCAAGAACAGAACUAAGCUCUACAGUAAUCUUGCAUUUACAUCAAAGCUAACUAUUUUGGUUCUCUUCUCAUAAUAUUAAGAUUCAUCCUAUAAGCAAUUAUAUUCCAUUUGCUUAGAGUUUUGAAGUCUGGAACUGAUCAAACUUGCAACCUAUUUUUCCCCUUUUUGAUUGCAUAUUACUCAUUUGACUUCA
This is a messenger RNA of Humulus lupulus (European hop), 4355 nucleotides long. RefSeq names its product putative disease resistance protein At1g50180. Gene Ontology annotation, biological process: defense response to other organism. The transcript has 7 exons. The record is from RefSeq and is a predicted model, not a curated record. The coding region runs from base 86 to 2845 and encodes 919 amino acids. Gene Ontology annotation, molecular function: ADP binding. Lineage: Eukaryota; Viridiplantae; Streptophyta; Magnoliopsida; Rosales; Cannabaceae.